AUGGAGUCCUACAAGCCUCUUGAAGACCACUCUCGAACAAUAAUACACAUAGACAUUGAUUGUUUUUAUGCACAGGUGGAAAUGAUUAAAGACCCUAAAUUGAAAUAUGUGCCUCUUGGAAUCCAGCAGAAAAAUAUUGUAGUCACAAGCAAUUACAUUGCUAGAGAAUUUGGAAUUAAAAAAUGCAUGUUAAUCACAGAAGCAAGAGAAAUAUGUCCGAACCUUAUAUUAGUUAAAGGUGAGGAUCUCCAUGAGUAUCGUCAAAUGUCUUACAAAGUAACAGAACUGUUACAGAAAUACUCUCCUUCAGUGAAUCGUCUAGGACUUGAUGAAAAUUUCUUGGAUGUCACGAACCUUGUGAACGAUCAGAUAAGAAAAGACUCUAGAGAUAGUAUAGUGGGUAAUGUUUUUGGUGAUAUCAGUUCACCUUGUGAGUGUGGAUGUUAUGAAAGGAUCAAAUCUGCUACAAAUAUUGCACAACAUAUCCGUUCUGCUAUCAAAACUGAACUAGGCCUAACUACUUCAGCAGGAAUUGCUCACAAUAAAUUACUUGCUAAGAUUGCUGGGGGUCAACAUAAACCAGACCAACAAACAGUAGUAUUUCCAAACAGUGCAGUUGAAAUGAUGUUGAGUUUAACAUCUUUAUCAAGAAUACCAGGCAUUGGUUACACUACCUUAGACCAACUGAGUAAUAUAGGAAUCAGAACUGUGGAAGAUCUACAAAACUGUGAUGUUGCAAAAUUGGAGGAUCUUAUUGGACAUAAGAAAGCUGCAGUGCUUCAUCACUUGAGUUUUGGUAUAGACCCAUCAUCUGUUAAAAGAACUGGAAAACCUCAAAGCAUUGGUAUAGAAGACAGUUAUAAAUCAAUAUCUGCUGACAAAGAGGUUAGAGAAAAGAUGGAGCAGCUGCUGAAAAGACUAUUAAUUUUAGUUUCUGAAGAUGGAAGGACACCAAGAACAAUAAAAUUAACAGUGAGAAAAUUUGAUAAAAGUAAAAAAUCAUCUAAUAGAGAAACAAGGCAGUGCAAUCUGAAUACAUCAACUUUCCUUGGAAAUGACAUAAUGAAAUUGUCAAAUGAUGAUUUCAACAAGAUUAUGACUGUGAUAAUGCGUUUAUUUGGAAAAGCAGUUGAUACUAGCAAACCUUAUCAUUUAACUCUACUAGGUCUAUCAUUCACAAAAUUUAUUGAGCGUCCUGCUACCAAAAACACUUUAACUAAUUUUCUUUCCAAGAAUAUUGAAGUCCAAUCUGUGACUGAUAUAGAAAGUCUUUGCAAUGUUCAGAAGGAUCCUAAAGAAAUUCCAUCAACAUCAGCCACAGAGAUUCCAGAAAUUGAACCAUUGUCAAAAAAAUCAAAAAUGUCCAAUAUGAUUCAAAAACCUAUUGAAUCUUCUUCACUAUUGACAGUGUCUGAUCUAAGGCUGAAUUCAACUGAUGAGCCUAUGGAUAUUUACACUAAUCCAAAUAUUUCUUGUCCUCCUGAUGCUGACAAAGAUGUUUUCUGGGCACUACCAAAGGAACUGCAAAUAGAGUUGUGGGAGAAUUAUAAAAGAACUAGGGAAAGGGAGAAAAAAAUUAACAUGCCAGGGAAAAGGGUGAAACCAAAUAGUAUUAUCAAUUAUUUAGUUAGGCAAUAA
Phaedon cochleariae (mustard beetle) is the source of this 1638-nucleotide messenger RNA. The record is from the annotation of a GenBank genome assembly. NCBI's taxonomy places the organism in Eukaryota, Metazoa, Arthropoda, Insecta, Coleoptera, Chrysomelidae.